AUAUUCGAUUUUUUUUAUUUUCAUUGUGACUGAAAAGUCGAGAAUAAAAAAAUUGAAAACAAGCUGAAAAGUAAAAUGGUAUAUUAUCUACAAACGCUUCCAGUUUUAUUUAUAAUUGGAGUUACUAUACGUUUAACUAAAAGUUCAUUUUGUCAUGAAUCAGAAGAAGUAAAAUUAAAUUGUGUAGGAAUUUUUGAGAUAGUACACAAGUGUAAUGCAGAGUUUAUACAAAAUGCCAUGACAACAGCUGAUCCUUUCACUUUAUGUACCAAUGAUUUUUCUUUUAGAGCAUACAGGAUAACAAUGAAAUAUUAUGACAGAUUAUUUUCCACCCACGACCCUAAAAAUGAAAGUGCUUUGUGUUCUGACCAAUAUUUAAACAAAAACAAAAUGAAUGUUAUAACGAGCCUCAUAGGAAACUCAAAAAAUCUUUGGACUACUGCUAAUUGUGAUCAAUGCUAUAAUACUUUAAGUUCAACUUCAAAAAAUUUCACAACAAGUACUGAAGAUUUCCUUAAUUCACUUCAGUUGUUGACCAACUGUAUUGAUAAAGUGACAAAUAUCAGUUUUGUUUGCAACAAAUGUGAAACACAUUAUCAGACUCUUAAUGGAAUUUAUGAGAGAAUCAAAACAUCUUCGAAUAAUAAGAUUUGUUUUGAUUUAGAAGACAAAAUGAAUAAAACUAGACGAGACUGGUCGGGUGUUUACAAAUGUUGUAGAGAUAAGCGAGAUUCGUUGACUGCCUUUUACAGUUUAGCUACAACGAUUUUUAUCAUUGCUGUUAGCUUUUAUUCCGUUGUGUAUUUCGUGGGAUCAAAUUAUCCUGAAAGAAAUGUCUUAGAUGAACGAGAAGUUGCAAUAUGCCGUCGAAGUGAAAUUCGAGAUUCUGCCCAACCAGGUCAGUCAUCAAAUAUGUCUUCGUUUGAUCGAAACAAUCUAGAAUCUCAAAAAAAAUCUACUGAACAGGAUAAUUCUGAUAAUGAGCCAUUAAUUUUAAGUAGUCCUUUAAAUCAAGCACUAGAAAGAUUGAAUUAGCCUUACAAUAAGUUUACACACGUUAAACCAAAUUAAAUUCUCAACUAUUAUGAUUAUUUUGACUGUGUGAUUUAAAUAUGAUAAUAUUAAAUUUAUUAGUUGGAAAGACGUUUAAACGAGCUUUAUUAUUACCUACAAUGCGUCAAUUGCAAUGGAAAAAUUAUGCAAGCCAAUUAUGAUGCAAUGACCGUAGCGUGUCCCAAGAAGAAUAGUAAAAAGAAGAAAAAAAAAGUCGAUGAGAAGACGAAUAAAUGAACUCUGAAGUGAAACAAUAAGCCAAUCAAUCAAUUGAAUUAUGUAAAAGCGAUACCAAAUAUGGUCGAAAUAAAUAUGCUAACAAUAAAAUUUUGCAGGAAGAUGGAAAGAAGAAUUUCAUUUAAUUGAUAUCAUCAUGAACUGAAAACCGUUAGUUACAAUAAAUUCAAGUUUCUAAUCAAUCCCAACCAACACUCGAGUGCUGUCGGCAGAAUUCAAAAGUUCGUUGAAAGCAUCAAUGAUCACAAUCGACGACGUCAUAAUUGGACAAAAAUAUAACAAAAAGCUUCACGAUUUCUCUCUUAUUCUCUCAUUUAACAUUUUUUUUUCUUCUCCGUUCACCAAGCACAAGAAAUUGGUUGAGCAUUUUCCUCGAUCAGUUUGUUUUGAGAGUUUGCACGUGUUAGCAGCGAUUCUGGUUUUAUUUUUCUUCUCUAAACCUGAAUACUUUUAUUUAAUUUUUUUCUAUUCAAAAGAGAAGCACAAAUUUUAUUUUUCGUAAUGCUGAGAAUGUGUGUCAUGAAAUCCAACAAGCGAACUGCAUUCAAUUCACACACGAUGCUUCAUUUACAGAAGAAAAAGAAAACUUGAAAUAGCAAAAAUGAAAACUCAACAUAGCGAAUAAAAUUCAUUCGAAC
Clunio marinus is the source of this 1928-nucleotide messenger RNA. The record is from the annotation of a GenBank genome assembly. NCBI's taxonomy places the organism in Eukaryota, Metazoa, Arthropoda, Insecta, Diptera, Chironomidae.